This is a messenger RNA of Pelobates fuscus (common spadefoot toad), 3399 nucleotides long. It is a transcript of the gene RANBP3L, whose product is annotated as RAN binding protein 3 like. Lineage: Eukaryota; Metazoa; Chordata; Amphibia; Anura; Pelobatidae. The transcript is spliced from 15 exons. Gene Ontology annotation, molecular function: GTPase activator activity. The record is from RefSeq and is a predicted model, not a curated record. Gene Ontology annotation, biological process: protein export from nucleus. The coding region runs from base 197 to 1798 and encodes 533 amino acids. Gene Ontology annotation, cellular component: cytoplasm; nuclear pore.
AGACACCACCUCCAUUUAUUAGAGCCCAGUAACGUUUCAUGAGAGGUCCUGUCUCCUGAUUGCCACGGGAGGGUGAAUUGCUACAUUAUUUUAGCCAGGGAAUGAGUCACACAGUAGAACUGCUUUGUUCCUGCGUGCACUGGGUAGAGAUCAGCUUUGUUUUAUUGCUUUUUAGUGCGUAUAAGGAGCUGCCGGUAUGAGAAACAAGCAAGCUCCACUAAUCAAAGUGAAUGUCCUUUACCCAGAGAUAGAACGUUUGUGCGGUGGUUCUGGAGCAAGUUCUCGUUAUUUAGCAAUCCGAUCUGGAGAAGCUGAGCGAGUUAAUAUGUGUAUCACUGCUACAAGCAGAAGAGAUGGCAGGGGUAACAAUAGCAAUGUGCCUGCCAAAAAUUCAAGUAGUCAUCGUGAGCAACAUCUUGGGGAUUGCAAGCAAGAAAGCAACAGAGGUAAAUUAACGCUUCCACUUCCGUUAUUUCUCCUGGAAAAGAAAGAACGUCCGUUCAAGAGACAUGCUUCAGAUCUUGUCUUGAAAUCAGAGUCUGGUCUCAACAUUUACCCUGAAAAGCGAGCACGGUCCUCUUCAUUUACAUUUCAUCCAUCCUGCUCGUCCUCUCAGACAGAUGGUGCCAAAGAAAAACGGACUCGAUCGUCCUCGUUUACAUUGUUGUCUGCUUUCCCACCAUCACCACCAGGAUUAAAGAACAAUGUGUUCAUGCCUUCAUCACUGCUACAGGAACAUCCUACGAUUAACACCAGCAACCAUGGAUGUUCACAAGCCUGGAAUGUGAUUAAACCAGCAACCUUGCAGCCGCCACAAGUACCCCAAUGCAUUGAUGGAAAAAGGAUGGUAUCUGCAGCGGACUGUUUGAAAUGUCACCUUAAAGACAAGAAGGCCACUGAUGAAAACUUCAUCACCUCAAUGGAUUUUGGCAGCACAUCAAAACAUGGAAGUGGACCUACCUGUGUUUUGGACUUAAGAACAAAAAGUCAGCCAUUUGACCAGAGUUCAAGGUUGGACAAAAGCUCUUCAGAAUUUGUUUUUGGUGAAAACAUGGAUAAGCGAGUUACGAGACCGCAGAAACCUGCACAGUCUCAGACGCCUGCAUACCAGUACAAAUGUGAAGGCACCUCCUCGUGUUUGCAGACUCUCAGGAGUGUACCUUAUCAGAAACCCUGUGCCAACACAAGCCUUGCUGAGUCUGCCGCAGUGUAUAGUUCCAUGCCCAGGCAGAAGUAUGAGUUGGAUCAAGUUGAAAUCAUAACUGGAGAGGAAUCUGAGCGCAAUGUUCUCCAGGUAAACUGCAAGCUUUUCGUUUUGAACUCCACCAAUCAGAUGUGGAAUGAAAGGGGCCGAGGCUACCUACGACUAAAUGAUAUGGCAAGCCAUGACAGUGGGAUGUUCCGAUCACGAAUAGUGAUGAGAAACUAUGGCAGCCUGAAACUGAUCUUCAACAGCAAAAUCUUUGAUCAGAUGAAAUUAGAGAGAGCCAAUCGAAGGAGCCUUCGUAUCACUGCCACAGAUCUGACGGACAACAAUCUCAGAGUGUUUCUGAUCCAGGCCAGUGUGAAGGAUGCUGGACGUCUUUAUGCUGCAAUCCAUCAUCGGCUUGUAGCGUUACGGACCAGUAAAGACCAGGAGCAGAAGGUGUCGUUCUUACACACCGAAGAUGACUUGGAUUCACUUCCCUUAAACAGUGAGAGUGAGAGUAGCGAGGAUGAAGAGGAAGAUGAAAUGACAAGGUUUCACAUCACUGAUCACCACCAGUGGAUACGCAGACAGCCUGUCCUGUAUUCCUGACGGUGCGCCCCAGCUUGAAGGCAUUCUUGUGAUUUUAAUAUUCUAUGCAAUGGCACUUCAGAACCGUAGUGCUGGACUUAGUGGGUUGUGGGAUCUCAUUUAACAAACCAUCCAUAAUUACAUACUGGACUUUAAGAAGAUGUAGGAAUUUAUAAAUAAUCUCUGAAUAUAUACAUGAAGACUAAACCCGUGCAAAAGAAAGACCAACUAUUGCAUACUUGUACAUAGAAUCUGAUCUAUAGGAGUUCUACAUCUGCAGGAAUUAGUCGAAGAGGACAUGGGACAUUUGAUUUCCACCACUGCGAUGUGUGUAGAAACUGUUAUAGACACAAUAGACUGACUCAUUGCAAUGGAAUAAAAAGUAUGUGAUGAGUUAUUAGGAUAUCUCUGUUUAUACCUCAGAAAUAAUGACUUUGAGCGCACUUUAAUUGAUGGAUCCUGCGCAUUCCUUUUAAAAAUAGUGUGCAAGAAGAUCCAGAAUGCGUCUACGCUUUAACUUGUGUCAAGUUCUGCACUACCCUGUAAAACUGGCACUAAUACGCUCCCAUGCCUACCGAUCUGGAGUUAUAGCAUGUGUUUUGUAUCCGUCCAGAAAGGUAUAUUAUAUGAAUAAGCAAUGAUCAUUCAUCAUAUUGAUGGCUAGAAUCUGUUUUGACUUUUGUAAUGAGCUGUGAUAAUUUAUUUUUAAUAUUCAGCCAUAACCAGAUAUUUGAUAAGUUGAUGACUGUUGUUCACAGUGGCCCAUCUUAUGAUUAAGUAAGACUUUAAAAGUCGAGGAGUUUAUUUUAUCUCCUGCCGCGUUUAUAAAGGUGCUGUUUCCUCUAGAUAGAAAAGUCUUUGAAGUGAAGCAUAUAAAAUUUUAAAGGGGAACAAUCACUUCUAUGAGAAUUACACCAUUGCAUAAAACAUAUUGGAAAUAACCUGUAACUUGUGUUAAUGUUUUCCCACGUGAAGCUUCCUUUUACUUUAACUGUAUAUAUAAAGAUUUAUCAAUUGACAUCACAAUCCAGUUCAGUCCUGGCACAGACAGGGCACACAUAACAUUGAAAGAGGAGGAAAAAUCUAAAACUUUGCUUCAUCACUUAUCUCUGUGCUGACUUAGAGGUGCGAAGGCUGUGAUACGGCAGCACUUAUAACAAUGAUUGACAGGGAGCCAAAAUGCAGCAAUUUAUUUCCCGAAUAGAGAAAAAUACAAUGGUAUGAAUGUUUAAACCGAAUUUUAUUUUUAUGUACACUAUCUGGCCAUUCACAAACCCUAUGGAUUAUUUUCAUAGCACUAAAUUUAAUUGUAUUCAAUAGACUAGUUGAAACAGCACUUAUUGUAUAUGGCAAUUGGGCUAGUGUGUGCUACAUUUUAAACUAUUUGUUUACCUAAUCUGAUAUGUAUUUUUGAAAUUGUUCUACCUAUAUAUAUAUUCAUGUAUACAGAUUUAGAUCUCUAUUUUAUUAAAGGUUAUUAUAUGGUAGUGUAAUAAAUAAACUGACCGUCUAUUUAAUGGAAUAUGUUUGGCAUGCUUGGGACAGAUCAAUCCUUCUGUUUACACGUUUAAUGUAAUUUCAUAUUGUUUGCUUUCUGUCAUUAAAAAUAGCCAUUUCCAGAA